This is a messenger RNA of Asterias rubens (European starfish), 700 nucleotides long. RefSeq names its product collagen alpha-1(XXIII) chain-like. Bases 275 to 700 code for a protein of 141 amino acids. The record is from RefSeq and is a predicted model, not a curated record. The transcript is spliced from 4 exons. Lineage: Eukaryota; Metazoa; Echinodermata; Asteroidea; Forcipulatida; Asteriidae.
UGGAUACUGCGUGCGUGGAUCAAAUCCCAUGUCGUAUAGUUGGCAGUAAGUCAAUGGGGUUCAUUUCGCAUCAGCGACUUGGUGUGGAUGCAACGACGUAUAACAACACACGCACGUGGGUCUCAAACAGUUUCAUUCAACCACACCGUACCUAGCUAAUCAUUACAUUCACCGGCAUCAAGUAUACAGCAAAGGUUUUCUUCUGAAGGAUGUACUCACGUCACCAGGAUUAUUUCUUCUAGUGAUUUUGACAUCUUGAUUAAAAAAAAGGACCAUGGAAAACGGAAAGAACUCGGUGGAUGCUACAGGAGCUCAGCGAAGGUGUUCUUUUGCAGCUUUAGUGUGGGGAUUAACUGUUACUGUUUUUAGCGUUGGGUCUGUGCUGUGCUGUUCGCUGCUGUAUCACAGGAUUUCAUAUGUGGAGUUGGACUUCUCACGAGGGCAAAGCAAUCACGAGGAGAGAAUACAGGAAUGGGUGGAAAAAUACGUCGAGAAAGAGGUGAAUAGGUUGGUGGAACAAAGACUCAACGCCCACGUGGAGAGAAGAGUAGAACGAAGCCUGGAUAACUGUAUGUGCCCACCAGGACCCCCUGGUUCCCCCGGCGAUAUCGGUCCCCCUGGUGAGAAAGGCAGGAGAGGUACUGCAGGGUUCCCUGUAAGUAUUGGUUAUGUGUCUACUUUCUUUUUCUUCUUCUUUUGA